GCUAUUGGCCACAGCGCGACUCCUUCAGUGUGAUGAUGUCAGACAGCAGUAGAGGAGUUGUUUGAGAAGCAGACGCAUGCACUGCUAACUCUAACCCCCGAUGCAUUGUAUCGCUUUAGAUCUGCAUGGGCAUCAGCGGGAGGACAACUGCAGUGCCGAGCGUGUAAAACGAGAGGUUUAGAAAGAGGACAACGGGCCUUAUCGCAAGCUCGGGAUUGUAGAGAUAAGGAAGAGGAGAACAGAAGCACCACGUCUCUACUUCAAGUGUUCCGACACAUCUCUAUCCCGACACGUUGCUUUUCUUUAUUUAACGCAAGCUCUCAAAUGCAUUUUGCGGAAGGCGUAUCUUGAGUUCCGUUUGUUUCAUUUUGUGUCAUUGUUUUAAUAAGACAUGCCUCUUCAGUGACACUUCUCUGCACUGUCUUUGAAUCACCGUUUUUUAGGGUUUGUGUGUAGCACUGCCUGGCAUUUUCUACAUUUCUUUAUAUUGUCCGGAAGUGGGCAUACACCGUAAAAUGCAUGCGAUCUGAACUUGCAGAAACGCAAAGGAAGGUUUUUCUUUACCGCUGGGUCACUCUGGUUUGAUGCAUGGCCAGCGCGAGCUGCGAGCUGCUGUCUGAGUUGAUGAGUACUUCGCUUAUCCAGUGACCGGAGCUUGGACAAUACGUACACAUCUAGCAACACGUCUACACAUAGAUUUACACUGCACCUAGCUUCUGUUAUACAUUUAAAAGUAAACCAAGGAAUAUGCUGCCAAAGGAGUAUAGAAUCUGCAUGCCACUGACAGUGGAAGAGUACAGGAUCGGACAGCUGUACAUGAUCAGCAAGCACAGUCACGAGCAGAGCGACCGGGGAGAGGGGGUGGAGGUGGUGCAGAACGAGCCCUUCGAGGACCCUGCGCACGGCAAGGGCCAGUGCACAGAGAAGCGUGUGUACCUCAACAGCAAACUCCCUAGCUGGGCUAGAGCAGUGGUGCCCAAGAUCUUCUACGUGACGGAAAAGGCCUGGAACUAUUACCCAUACACCAUCACAGAGUACACUUGUUCCUUUUUGCCGAAGUUCUCCAUUCAUAUAGAAACAAAAUACGAAGACAACAAUGGAAGCAAUGACAACAUCUUCGGCAGCGAGGCGCAGGACGUGGACAGGGAGGUCUGCUUCGUUGACAUCGCCUACGAUGAGGUCCCCGAGCGCUACUACAAAGAGUCAGAGGACCUGCGCUAUUUCAAGUCUGAGAAAACAUCCCGUGGUCUGCUCAAGGAGGGUUGGAGGGACAGCCAGCAGCCAAUCAUGUGCUCCUACAAGCUGGUGAAUGUGAAGUUCGAGGUGUGGGGGCUGCAGACACGAGUCGAGCAGUUUGUGCACAAGGUUGUUCGAGACGUGCUGCUGCUUGGACACAGACAAGCUUUCGCCUGGGUGGACGAGUGGAUCGACAUGACAAUGGAUGAAGUGAGAGAAUUCGAAAGAGCCACUCAGGAAGCCACCAACAAGAAGAUCGGAAUCUUCCCCCCCGCGAUCUCUAUCAGCGAAACCCCCCUGCCCUGCUAUACCCACAGCGGCCCCUCCAGCGCCCCCUCCACCCCCCUCGCCACCGACGCCCCUGAGUUCCUCUCCGUGCCCAAGGACCGGCCUCGCAAGAAGUCAGCCCCCGAGACCCUGACCCUGCCGGACCCCGCAGACAGGGUGCCCCGCCUGCGCCUGCCCUCCCUGCGCCUGCCCCAGCGCUCGCCAUCCCACCAGCCCUCCGACGCCAACCCCCAGUAACCGCUGGGUGUGCGUGUGUGUGUGCUGAUAACCAGCCUUUAUUUUUAUAGGACAUCAGCGUCCAGUAAAAAGACCUUUAGCCCUUAUUCUGAUAGUGAAACAAAUGCAUGGAGGAAAGCGUGUUUUUUUUUGGUUGUUGCUGCAGGCUCAUUUUGUCACACACUGUCUGCUGAAGGGGAUGCUAAAAGGCUCAGUCUCUUGAGCAUGUUUUCCGGUUCGGCUGUACUGAACCGCCUGCGAAAGGUGAAUGUUAGUUUUUCUCAAAUGAUUACCAUGUCCAGUUUUUGAAAUGCUAUGUGUUCCUUUCAUUUAGUAUGUGUCUGUUUUAACUCACCUGUCACCCAAGUCUUGAGUCUAUGCAGUGGGGUAGAAUGUACACGUGACGCGAGCUUUUGAAAGGGUAGUUCCGGGCAGUUCCUAUGGUCUGAAAGGGUGUUCGCUGUUUGCCCAGUAGUACAUUUGUCUCUCUCUGAUGUCUGUGAAUGUUUCUUUACAGACAGGUGAACCUAGAAGUUUGAUACUAAUAAAGGGUGUAGUAAUGAAUUGUAAAAGCAUGCUAAAGAAGAGAGUGUGGUAAAGCAUGGCUGUGUUAGCUUAGCAAACAGAAAAACCUGGUCCCAUGCAUGUUUACCAUGGUGUGAAGCCAUAAGAACUGAGAGCUGUUAGGGCUUCACAGCUGGAUAUCCAGCGACAUCCAGCCUGUUAAGAAUGUCCGUUUUGUUUUCAUCCAGUUGUCCCUUUGACGUGUGAUCUCUGUUUUUAGCUUUGUGCAUCGUUAGCUUUUGAAAGCCUGUUGAUAUUGCCAAUGUACUCUAGGGGUAGCAGCUUCCCAUGGGUAAGAAAUGCCUUCUUAUAAUAAAAGGGGAUGCCUUGUGUACAUGCCAGCUAGAUAGAUACAAGACCUUACACACGAUAUCGCAGACAUUGCUACAAACAGUACAUUGUUGCUUUGUGUUCCUAUGUGAAUUCUUUGUGAAUUCUUGAAAAGCCGAUGGAGUCUAAACAGCGGCAGAUCUGUUUAGUUAUUUAAAAAAGGGCUCCAGAAAUCCAACAGUGCACGAUGUGAGUCUCAGUCUUCAGUGUAUUGCUGUAAAACACCAGGGAAGAUUCCUAUUGUAAUUAUUAAAAGUGCAGUGGCAUUUAGGUCUGCCAGCAUUGUAGACCAAUCAAAUAAACCCCAGAACUUGUAGAAUACUGUUUUUACACGUGCUAAAGUAAAUCUUGCACAGUGUCCCAUACCUUAACAAAUGUCUGCACAUUGUAACAGAAAGCAGGGCUUUUGUUGACUCGAAGAUGUAUAUAAAAAAGUGAAUGCAAAGUUGACUAGUUGCGUAGUAUCCAUUCUUAAAAAAAAGGCAGAGACUUGAUUAAACUGAGCAUGUUUCAGGAAUAAAAUGUCCCUCUUAUCUCAGUGCCUCUCUGCAUGCGAUGCUGCAUCUUUUAAUCUGUAAACCAAAUCUGUAACAUACCUUUGUAUAAACUCCUUCCCGGGAUGUGUUUCUGAUGUACUUUCUUCAAGCUGUCUAGCCUCAGACCUGGAAGUUUAGUUUUUUUUGGAUAUUAUGAUACCACUGUAAAAUAAGCUGGCCAUAUCUGAACCAGAUUCAAUAGCUGAACCCUGAACACCAGCUGGAAGACCUUUCAGUGGCCAGCAUUGAAUCACACUGUGCCCCUCCACACCCUCCUGCACGCCUGUCCGCUCUCCGAGCAGGGAAGAGGAGCAACAACUGGAAGCUGGGCUUCAUUUAAACGGAAGAGUUGGCUUUGAAAACUCGUUAGGGUGUCUUUUAAAUGUGUGUGUGUUUUUGUUUGUUUGUUUUUUUUAAUUUAGCAUGUUUGUUAAUAUCGGCUGUGGUUUCACUUGUCAUCGAAGUGUAAAAAAAAAAAAAAAAAAAAAAAAUUGUUGUAUUACUAUUUUCUGUUGAAUUCCAUGACAUUUUUCUAAGGUUUGCUGUUUCUUUUUUCUUUUUGGUUUUUCGUGUAACUGUCAGCACCACUGUCGUUUCAGAUUUAAAAGGACCAAGUUUUUGAUUGUGCACCUGUUAACGAAUGUAAAGCCACUCUGCGUUUCUUCAGAAGUGCCACUCUGUGUCAGGCUACUGAGAGUUUGUUUUGUUUCUAUAGAUUUGUGUUUCUUUGUUUCUUUGUUAUUAUCUUCCACUUUCUUACAUCUUGUAGUAAAUAAAGUGAAAUGCAAUCUGA
Molecule: messenger RNA, 3963 nt
Organism: Acipenser ruthenus (sterlet)
Lineage: Eukaryota; Metazoa; Chordata; Actinopteri; Acipenseriformes; Acipenseridae
Product: cytoplasmic phosphatidylinositol transfer protein 1-like
Exons: 9
Coding region: 748-1761 (337 amino acids)
Biological process (GO): phospholipid transport
Cellular component (GO): cytoplasm
Molecular function (GO): phosphatidylinositol binding; phosphatidylinositol transfer activity
Source: RefSeq, a predicted model, not a curated record